GAGAAGAUAGUGUUGGUGGGAGCGGCGGCGGGGGCCGUGAGCCGGCCUGGAAGCGGCGGCCGAGUCUGCGGCCGACCCGCUCCCGCCCAUGGACCGGCCCCCGGGGCUGCGGCCCGGCGCGGGCGGGCCCUGGGAGAUGCGGGAGCGGCUGGGCACGGGCGGCUUCGGGAACGUCUGUCUCUAUCAGCACCGGGAACUUGGUAACAAAAUAGCUAUUAAAUCUUGCCGCCUGGAGCUAAGUGCAAAAAAUAAAGAUCGGUGGUGCCAUGAAAUCCAGAUCAUGAAGAAGUUGAAUCAUCCUAGUGUCGUAAAGGCCUGUGAUGUUCCUGAGCAGAUGAAUUUCUUGAUUAACGAUGUCCCUCUUCUAGCCAUGGAGUACUGUUCAGGGGGAGAUCUUCGGAAGUUACUCAACAAACCAGAAAAUUGCUGUGGACUUAAAGAGAGCCAAGUCCUUUCUCUGCUUAGUGAUAUUGGGUCGGGGAUUCAAUAUUUGCAUGAAAAUAGAAUUAUUCACAGAGAUCUAAAACCUGAAAAUAUAGUUCUUCAGGAUGUUGGUGGGAAGAUAAUUCAUAAGAUAAUUGAUUUGGGAUAUGCUAAAGACCUUGAUCAAGGAAGUCUGUGCACAUCUUUUGUGGGAACUCUGCAAUAUCUGGCCCCAGAGCUCUUUGAGAACAAGCCAUAUACUGCUACUGUUGACUAUUGGAGCUUUGGGACAAUGGUGUUUGAAUGUAUUGUGGGAUAUAGACCUUUCCUACAUCAUCUGCAGCCAUUUACCUGGCAUGAAAAGAUUAAAAAGAAAGAUCCCAAGCACAUAUUUGCCUUUGAAGAGAUGACUGGAGAGGUUAGAUUUAGUAGCCACUUACCUCAGCCAAAUAGCCUUUCUAGUUUCAUAGUAGAGCCCAUGGAGCAGUGGCUACAGUUGAUGCUGACUUGGGAUCCUCAGCAGAGAGGGGGAAGUCUGGAUCUCACACUGAAGCAGCCGGGAUGCUUUGCGCUCAUGGACCAUAUACUGAACUUGAAGAUAGCACAUAUAUUAAAUAUGACUUCUGCAAAGAUAAUUUCCUUCCUAUUGUUGCCUGAGGAGAGUCUUCAUUCACUGCAAUCUCGAAUUGAGCAUGAAACUGGAAUAAAUACGGCUUCUCAAGAACUGCUCUUAGAGAUGGGAAUUUCUCUGGACCCCCGGAAGCCUGCCUCUCAGUGUGUUCUAGAUGGAGUACGAGGCUGUGAUAGCUACAUGGUAUAUUUGUUUGAUAAAAGCAAGAUCGUCUAUGAGGGGCCCUUUGCUUCCAGAAGUUUAUCUGAAUGUGUAAAUUAUAUUGUGAAGGACAGCAAAAUCCAAUUGCCAGUAAUGCAACUGCGUAGAGUGUGGGCUGAAGCUGUGCAUUAUGUGUCUGGGCUCAAGGAAGACUACAGCAGGCUCUUCCAGGGGCAGAGAGCAGCAAUGUUGAGUCUUCUUCGCUAUAAUGCUAACUUAACCAAAAUGAAGAACACCAUGAUCUCAGCAUCUCAGCAACUGAAAGCAAAAUUGCAGUUUUUUCAUCAGAGCAUCCAGCUUGACCUGGAUAGAUACAGUGACCAGAUGACUUAUGGGAUAUCCUCAGAAAAAAUGCUAAAAGCCUGGAAAGAAAUGGAAGAAAAGGCCAUCCAGUGUGCACAGGCUGGUGAUAUUGGAUACUUGGAUGAGCAAAUCAUGUCCCUGCAUACAGAAAUUGUGGAGCUGCAGAGGAGCCCUUCUGCAAGGCGUCAGGAAGACGUCAUGGACUCUCUGGAGCAGAAAGCCAUUGAUCUCUACAAGCAAUUGAAACCCAGGUCUCCAGAUCAUUCCUACAGCGAUAGUUCAGAGAUGGUGAAGAUCAUUGUGCUGACUGUGCAGAACCAGGACCGUGUGCUCAAGGAGUUGUUUGGUCACCUUAGCAAGUUGUUGGGCUGUAAGCAGAAGAUUAUCGACCUGCUCCCCAAGAUUGAAGUAGCCCUCAAUAGCAUCAAAGAAGCUGACAACACAGUCAUGUUGAUGCAGGGAAAGAGGCAGAGGGAAAUUUGGCACCUGUUAAAGAUUGCUUGUACUCAGAGUUCUGCUCGAUCCCUUGUUGGAACCAGUCUAGAAGGUGCAGUCACUACUCCAACUCCUGCAACUCUGACAGCCCCCACCCCCCGUUCUCUGUCAUGUGUACUGAGUGCUCAGGAUGGAGAAACCUUUACACAAAUAGUAGAGGAAAACCUGAAUUAUCUUGGCUGUUUGAGUACCGUUAUUCGUGAGGCAACAGAGGAAAAGGGUAAGAGUCUGAUGAGUCUUGAUUGGAGUUGGCUGAAGUAGUGAUGGCCUCUGACUGUCCCAAAGCCCAUGAAGAUAUCGAUCGUUCUCAUGUGUCCUACAGACACCAGAAUCUGCUUUAGGGUUAUGUGUACGGGGAUUUGGUUUUCAUUCAUUUUAACCUGUGUUAAAUGAUCUGAAGGUCAUUGGCUUUUUAGAAAAUGUAUACUGUACCAUUUACCAAGUGUAGCUACUUGGGAGCACUGUGAGCCAUCCUUUUGAUGCUUUUUUUUUUUCCUACUUAUGCAACUGCCCUUUCUUGUAGGUGUUUCUACUUCACAGAAAUACAGGUCAUUGGGAGCCUUAUGGAAGUGGAGAAGAACACAAGGGGCUUGGGGACAAGAAUCUUCCAAUGGCCUUCAUAAACUGACUUUCCUUUUGAGAAUGGGAUCUUGGGCCCCUGGGUGCCCACAAUAGGGGAUUCAGCUCCAGCAGAUGAGGGAUUUGACUGGAGUGAGUGUGCUCUGUGGUGGUGAAGCCACAACUCUUUCACAUUGGCCUUUUACUGAUCUAAUUUUUCCUGACUUCAGAUUAUAGUCCAGGAAACUGAGGCAAUCUGUGUUGACAGAGAGAUAGAGAUAUUGUUCACGUGUGCACUGGCAUCAGAGAUACUGCCACAGGAGUGAGAAUAAACACGUGCUGAACUACACAGGUUUUUUUAGAGUGAACUGGGUGCGGGUUUGUUCCCAUUCUUCUAGCAGUACCUUUGGUGCUCAUGAGAGUUGCCAACCUUUCCAAAGUGUGACUGGUGGUGUAAAUGUAUUGUAUACACUGACAUGUAUAUGUGUUUAAAAUGUACAUUAAUAAUGUCAUAUUCUGCUGUAAUUUAUGUGGAAUUCAGAGAUCAGCUUUUUCAGGUAAACAGCAAUGUUUUAGAGUCUUGACAGAUUUUAUUGUAUAAAUUUUAUACAGUCUUUCAGAAAUUUAGAGAGUAUGGUUGUACAAAGAAGACAAGUGUUUUUGUAUUACAUGUGAACUAAAUGAUGUUUUGUGUAUUAAAUGAUUUUUGAUCUCAGUA
Trichosurus vulpecula (common brushtail) is the source of this 3329-nucleotide messenger RNA. It is a transcript of the gene CHUK, whose product is annotated as component of inhibitor of nuclear factor kappa B kinase complex. The coding region runs from base 89 to 2314 and encodes 741 amino acids. The transcript is spliced from 21 exons. Lineage: Eukaryota; Metazoa; Chordata; Mammalia; Diprotodontia; Phalangeridae. Gene Ontology annotation, biological process: positive regulation of transcription by RNA polymerase II; tumor necrosis factor-mediated signaling pathway; peptidyl-serine phosphorylation. Gene Ontology annotation, molecular function: ATP binding; IkappaB kinase activity. Gene Ontology annotation, cellular component: IkappaB kinase complex; cytoplasm. The record is from RefSeq and is a predicted model, not a curated record.